CCUUUCAUUAUCUUGACAUCCAAUCUAUAGAAAGUCCGAAUCCAAACAGGGUGCACCUUGCCACCCAGUUUAGCACCAUCAUCUGGCUUUAGGGUACCUUAAGUGGAAUUUAUCCCUUCUUUCUUUAAUUGUGGAUGGAAAACAGUUCAACUUUGUUCCACUUGAACUUGAUAGUGAUAAAUUUAAUUACCUGAUCACCCACAUAGGAGUCUCUCUACAGAGUGUCUUUCCUGGUGUUCCUUUAGAACGCUUGAUAAAAAAGAUUGAUGUCAUUCCACCAGAACGGUUGAAUCUGAUGCACAACAUGAUCAAGGACAAAGCAAAGAAGGAUCCUGGUCCAUGUGGAGGGUUUUCUCAUAUGUAUGCUUCUAUGUGUGACUAUCAUCAUCUUCCAUAUCGAGAUGAAGUUGCUUGGGAUGUGGAUACCAUAUAUCUUACACAUGAUACUAAAGAGCUGAGGUUAAAGGAUUUUGAUCACUUAGAAAACAGAGAUUUGUUACCAAUUAUUUCAUCAUUGGAGAACAACUCUUGGUUUACUGGCAUAAAUGCAAAGAAUGUACGACUAACAAGUGACGUUGCAUCCGAAAUUGUCAAAGUCUUCAAAAAGAAUAGUGUGUUGGAAGAACUCAGUCUUAGCAAUACUGGAAUCAAAUCUGAUUUAAUCCAGAAGCUGACAGUUGCCCUUCUAUCAAACAAGAGUACUCAGUUGGCUAAAGUUGACCUUUCUGUUAAUGUUUUAGAUGACCGUGGAAUUGUUCAUUUCCUGGGCUUCUUAAGCAAACUAAACCAUGGGUUAAGCUAUCUGGAUUUGUCGAAGACUGGCUUGACAGGCAAAGGUAUCAACAAACUUUCUGAGACAAUGACUGAAAGUUCUGUUAUACAAAAGUCUUUGAAAACUCUUAAGAUUGCAGAUAAUCCAAUGAAAGGAGAAGAUAUGACGAAUCUAUGUAAAUUUUUAGCAACAUCAAAUGUUCUGACCCACCUAGAUCUGUCUGGGCUGGAAAUACCUCUUGAAAUGCUAUCUGGUGCAUUAGUACGAGGCUGUGUACAUCAUAUGAACCACUUGAACCUCUCCCGGAACCCUUUCAGUCUAAGGAAAACAAAAGAAGCUACAGUUCCUCAGUCAUGGAAACAACUAUUCUCAAGUUUCUUCCAGCUGUUUCACCUGGACCUUUCAAAUUGCAAACUCCCCAUAGAAGCAGUGAGACUUUUGCUUCUUGGUAUUUCCAGUAAUAUCAAUGUGAACCAGUUGCAUCUUGACCUCAGUGGUAAUGAAUUGCGCUUUUCUCCACCAUAUGAAAUUGAUGUCAUUAUUGGUCACAUGACAAAUUUGAUAAGUUUAGAUAUCAGCAACAAUAGAUUUGAUUUGAACAUUGAAAGGAUCUUUAAGUCCCUCUGCAAUAACAGAACCCUCAAACACCUUUCAGUUGGUCGUAACUUUUCUGGAGUUAAAGCAAAAUAUUUGCCUCGUGUUUUGGAUAGUUUGGUUCAACUUCUUCAUGAUGAAAACUGUUGUAUUGAAUCCCUGUCACUUGCUGAUUCCAAACUGAAAGGUGAUACUACUCUUGUAAUAAAUGCAUUAGGAAGCAACAGUACAUUAAAGGAGUUAGACAUCAGUGGUAACAGUAUGGAAGAUGUUGGAGCACGUAUGUUGGCAAAAGCCUUGCAAAUUAAUAACAAAUUGCAGACAAUUAUCUGGGAUAGAAAUGGCACCACAAUCCAAGGUUUCCAAGAUAUUGCUGAUGCAUUAGAGGAGAAUUAUGUCUUGAAAAAGAUGCCAACACCAGUUUUUGAUGCUACAGUUGCCAUUAAAUACCAUCCAGAAAAAGUUGAAGCUGCUCUUCAAAAGAUUGAGUGCUUUUUACAGAGGAACCAUAAUCCAUGUAAAUUUUCUUCUGACCAAGGCUAUCGUUUACAACAAGGCUUUCUUAUAAGUUCUACUCAACAGAUGGUUGACCGCCUAGUGGUUCAGGUUCAAGAUACAGUUAAUGCAAUAUCAAGGACAUCUACCUCUGGCAGUAGUGAUCCAAGCAUUGAGCAAGCUGGAAAAUUUGUUAAUGAUGCCAACAACUCUCAACAGCUUCUACCACUAUUUCAGAAGAUUGCUUUUAAAUCCCAAGACAUUGGCAAUCCUGUAGAGAAAAAACUGAAAAGCAUUGUUUUGGAACUUGAAGAUGUUCUAGCUUCUCAUAUUCAGAAUACUGUCCAGGAGAUGUUGGAUUGUGCCAAAACACAGUGCUCUACAGUUCUUCAUAAUGAGGAAUUUUAUUCUGACCUCAAGAACAGCAUUGGAGAAAAACAGAAAUUGCCAAAAGAUCUGGUGCUGCAAUCUUUAACAGAUGUUAGUACUGACAUAUUUAAUAAGCUCAGUGAAAUGAAUCUUUUGAUUGCUGCUCAUAUGUCAGACCAAAUUCUGGAAGAAGUUAUUGAAUCAUUAUCAAAGAGUCACAAAAAAUUGAGCAAUAAACUCGUAAUUAAAAAGAGGUCUCAGUCCAAUGGAUCACUUAUGGAUGGUGAGAAUAUAGAAAAGGAGCAUGCAGAUGAUGCAGCUUCUGGGCAGUUAUCUGAAAAUCCUACAGAUGAGAACAAGAAGCAUUCACCAGCUGUAAAAUAUUCUUCUAGUUAUAAACCAAUUGAAAUGCUUCAGGAUUUAAGUGACUUGGAUUAUUCACCCAAACUAAAUUACAAAAAGAAAUCAUUAUAUGGAAGGAAACUUCGGCCACAGUCAGUCAUUGAUCAUGAAGCUGUGCAGCAAGCAUUGAAGAUGCAUGCUGAAAAAUCAGCGGUGCACACCUAUGAUGAACAGGAGGAAGUGAUUGAGGAAAGUACUGAUGCUACAGAAGAGAGUGGAAUAGGGAGCAAUGUUACAGGAAUACAUCGUGUGAUGGUUGGCAGCUCACAGUUGAUGAAUCACAACAUGAUAUCCUCUGGGUCUGAAAUUUCUCUCAGUAGUCUCCUUUCAAUGGCAGGCAGUUCCCAAAAACAUCCUGAUCUUGGCCCUAACAGGAUGACCAAGUCAGCAAUUGAUACUUUUGAUACAUUGGAAAGCUUGGAAGAUCUAAAGUCGAACCGGAAUCAAUCUCUUGAUAGCUUGAAUUUUGACUCUAUGACAAGUUUAGCAUCAUUGGCUUCCACCAGCAGCAUAGAAAUUGACAUUUCUCCCACACAGAAGUUACAACACAUCAACAAAGCACGGCCAAAGCGCAAGAAAAAUCAUGCCAUCACAAAACCACAGACAAAGAUCAUUAAUGAAGUAGUAGACAUUAAUGCUGAUGAAGGCUUAAGUAACUUUUUUAACAACUUAAGAAGCAUGAAAGAGACUGUUUCAACUCCAGAAGAUAUUGGCCAGCUUCCAAAAGACAAGCAUCAGAUAGAUGUUAACAGAUAUUCUUCCUUGAGUGAAACUGAUGGACCCCUAAUUGACAAGAAUGACAAAACUGAAGUCAGUGUAAAACAUGAGGCCAAACCUGAAGUGAAAAAGAAAAAUUGGAAUCCCUUUGAUAAAAUUUCUAAUCCCUUUUCGAAGAAACACAAACCUGACAAUCCAAAACACAAGUUGGUUGAAGGUGACAUAGUAAAAGAUAUUAAAGAUGACCCAAAAGUAUCUACAGGAUUUCAUGAAAUUACAGAGACCACAGAAACACCUCAUGAAACUUGUGAAAAACUCAAAAGGAGUCCUGUUGUGCGAAAAAUAAAUGUAAAUAUGUUGGCUGAAAUGAAGAAAAAGCAAGAUAUGCACUCAUCUCAAAAAGAUUUGACUUUGUCUACUUCCAAAAGCACUGACCAUGAUAAUUCUCAGAAAGCUGGUCUUGAGAAUCCUGAUGUAAAUGUUUGUUUGCGCAGUGACUUAUCAUGUAAAAAUUUAAAUUCAAAACCUUUUGCAACACCACAGCAGAAAAUUGUUAUGGACACACAGAUUACUUGUGAAAAUGCUAGUUGUAAAGAAAAUAAAUCCCCUUUGCAGUCUCCAAAUAGCAGAGCCUUACCAGGACUUAACAACAUAAAAUCUCUACCAAAACCAACAGAGACCAACACAAUUAAUGAAGCUUCAAAGAAAUCUCUGGAGAAGGAUGCUGUUGGAUUAAAAGAAACUAUUGCUUCAGCUGAAAUUUCAUUGCACGAGGAAGUUACACCUAUUUAUACAAAGAAUACAGUUGUUACUGAAAUCAGAAAUAAAAAUAGUUGCAUAAAAGAUUGCCUAAAUGAGAAAACUUUGGGCCAGAAUCUUUAUAAAGCUGAUAACAAAGCUGGAAAUUUGCAUCAAGAUUCACUAGGAUCCAAAACAGCUACUUCAGAAGAACCAAAUAUGAAACCAAAGCCAGCUCCUCGAACAAGUUUUACUUCAACAAAGCCAGCUAUUAAAUCUAAACCACCUCCGCCUGUAGCACCAAAGCCAUCAGUUCCUUCACGACCAAGUUUAAAAAGAACUACAGUUCACAGGAAUUCUGUAGAGUCCCUAAAAGAAGUGUCAACCAAAGAGAACAGCUAUAACAAUGAUAAUGUUGUGGUUUACGACUCUGCUACAUUAAGACUUUCAGUCCAAGAAAAAGUCUCCAAAAUUAGUAAUAUCAGCCAAUUAAUGGAAAAAUCUGUGAUUGAAGAUAAUACAGAUUGCAAUGAUUGUGAUGCUUUCAGCAAUAAAAAAAGAUCUUCUUUCCCAUGUGAUACUCAAAUCUCUAAGGAGCUUAAAGAUCAUGAAGCAGAUGUUCUAUCCAGACCAAAUUCCAUGUUAUGUGAAAAAUCUAGUAGCUCUCAGUCCACUUCUAAAAAACCAACUACACUUGCCCUUUCAUCUGAAAACAAAAACAAACAGCAACCAGUAUUUUGUAAUGUGGAUGAAAAAGUUGAUAUCUCACCAACAUCCACUCUCCAGUCUAGGUUACACUCUGACAGCAUGUUGAACAUCAGUACUGAAGGCCUUGAUACAUCACGACUUAGCAUGUGCUCAAGUCAUCACAGCAGUGCAGAAGAAGCUGAGAGUGAUGCAGAAAUAAUUUUUCUUUAAAAUACUUAUUAUUUGGUAUGGUAAACCAAUUGUACAAGAUAACCAAACAUUGCUGAUAGUAUAUAUAUACAUAUAGUAUGUGUGUGUGUGUAUAUAUA
This is a messenger RNA of Octopus bimaculoides (California two-spot octopus), 5103 nucleotides long. Its product is annotated as F-actin-uncapping protein LRRC16A. The record is from RefSeq and is a predicted model, not a curated record. Gene Ontology annotation, biological process: regulation of Arp2/3 complex-mediated actin nucleation; cell migration. Gene Ontology annotation, cellular component: plasma membrane; lamellipodium. Lineage: Eukaryota; Metazoa; Mollusca; Cephalopoda; Octopoda; Octopodidae.